AUGAUCGAAAAGGAUCAAAAUCACCUUAUAACUAAUAGCGGCGAAUGGGUUCAGUCGCGUGAAAUACUGGCAGCAACAGAAGGGUUACUCGAUACGGCUACACCUCAGGGAUCAACAUCCACUGAUACUGGGUAUAGCUUCACCGAGACUAAAGAAAAGCGAGUGGCGAAUGCUUUUAUGCGUUAUCGCAGUGCUCAUGCAAGAAAGCUUCAUUCUUUAUUCCCUGAGUAUACCCCAGGCGACAUAUCCAAGUUCCUAGGAGCGGUGUGGAGAAUAGUUCCCAAAGACGUGAAAGACAAGUACCAGCAGCAAUGGAAAGAUUCACGAGAGGAACAAGUUGAGAGGUUUCCUGAUUACAACCACAAUAGCUGGAAGAAGAACAGGCAGCAGCAGCAUACAUCUUUAGAGGCGUCGUAUCUCGAUUCGGGUGCGUUUGACGUUUGGCAUAACUUUGACAUCGAUAGCAGCCUAUUCGAUCCUUCUCUCGGUUCUUUGCCUAGCUACAACUCAGCUAUGCCUACUCAAGACCCUAACAUGGAUAUAAAUGAGUUGAUCAACAGGCUUAACGCUUCCGCCCAAACCACGACAACAAACGAAUUCACUGGUCCUGUUAUGCCACCUCACCAUCCUGCAGCUACAGCAGCUAAUCCUAACUCCGAUAUCGAGGACUGGCAAGCACUCUGCAACUUUAUAACAGGACCUUACUCUGAAAUCGACACUGCCAGUAGUUUUCCGUGGCCCGCUGUCGAUAAUGCCACCUCACUCAUGACACCGUGCUCAGAUAGUACCAAUUCAAAUGCAAAUACUUUAGCAUCAUUUCCCGAUUUUCCUGAUUUUAAUAUUACCAAUCCUCAAGAUAUCGAUGCCUGUAACCAUAGCAACAAUGUCCAUUAUUCACACCGAUAA
Messenger RNA from Lichtheimia ornata, 906 nucleotides. RefSeq lists its product as uncharacterized. The coding region runs from base 1 to 906 and encodes 301 amino acids. Lineage: Eukaryota; Fungi; Mucoromycota; Mucoromycetes; Mucorales; Lichtheimiaceae. The record is from RefSeq and is a predicted model, not a curated record. The transcript has a single exon.